AUGACUGCGACAGACCCACCACCUGCCCCAGCAGCAGACGACGCGACCCUUCGCCUCGAGCCGACUUCGUCGCGGCGGUCGCACCUCGACAUCGUCGACCCCGACGAACGAGCGGCCGAGAAAGCUCCUCCAGACGUCGUUUGGGUCGACUGGGACGGUCCAGAUGAUCCAGCGAACCCGUUGAACUGGAGUCGACGACGAAAAUGGGUCGUCUCAUCCGUCGGAAGCUUCUUCUGCACGCUCGUCUCGCUCAGCGUGUCGGGCUACUCGAUCGCGGAGGUGUCGGUCGAGGAGGAGCUCGACACUUCCAAGACGCUGUCGCUGCUCGGGCUUACCACUUUCACUCUAGCAUUCGCAAUCGCGCCUCUCAUCCUCGCCCCCCUCUCCGAAGUCUACGGCCGCUCCUUCAUCUACUUCGCUUCAGCCGUCGUCUUCGCCCUCUUCUUCAUCCCCCAAGCACUCGCCAAGAACAUAGAAACGGUCCUCAUCGCACGCUUUAUCUCAGGAUGCGCAGGCUCGACGGCCGUCUCCAUCGCAGGCGGAACACUCGCGGACGUCUGGCGCGGCGCAGACCGAGGCGCGCCGAUGGCAUUCUUCACUCUCGCUGCCGUCGCAGGACCUGGACUGGGUCCUGUCUUGUUCGGCUAUCUCGCGCAGCUCAAGGGUUUCCCGUACCUCUCCUGGGUCCUCUUCGCCAUGUCCUCCGUCUUCGCCCUCAGUCUCCCAUUCAUCCUCGACGAGACUCGCGCCUCCGUCCUCCUCUCUCGCAAGGCAGCCCGGUUACGCAAAGAGACCGGCGACGAGCGAUACCAGAGCAAAGACGACUUUGAGCGCGGCUCGAUUCGCGAAUUGAUGAAGACGUCGCUUGGACGGCCGGUACAGAUGCUCAUGCGUGAGCCGGUAUUGAUCGCUAUUACUGCUUGGAUCAGCUUUACCUGGGGCGUUCUGUACCUCUUCCUCGUCUCCAUCCCUACCGUCUAUAAGGGCGUGUUCGGCUUCAACACAGGUCAAGCAGGACUCGUGUACAUGGGGCAAUUCGUCGGCGGAUCGCUGGGCAUGGUGUUCGACCGGUAUUGCGAGCGGUUCUACCAGCGCAAUGUCGCGAAACGAGGGCCAGAAGCGCGCCUCUACUCAGCUUUCGGCGGCGGCAUCUUCCUACCCGUCGGCGCCUUCAUCUUCUGCUUCACUUCCUACCCGCAGUGCCACUGGAUGGGCUCGGUCAUCGGCGUGGUCAUCCUGUACGCGGGCGUUUAUCUAAGCUACCUAGCAGCAUACUCGUACCUCGCAGAGGCCUACACCCUCUACGCCGCCUCCGCCUUGUCCGCCAUGAGCUUCGCCCGCAACGUCAUCGCAGCCGUCUUCCCUCUCUUCACACCAGCCAUGUACGAUCGACUGGGCGUACAAGGCGCGACAGGCCUGACCGCAGGCCUCGACACCCUCCUCUCCGUCACGCCGUUCGUCUUGUUCGCUUUCGGCGGGCGACUGCGGUUGAGGUCGCCGUUUGCGAUGGAGCUGGCGAGGAGGGAGGAAGCUGAGCGGGCGAAGUGGGUGGCUCUGAAGGGAAACGGGACGCUAGAGGACAGCCGGAAUCGGAGCGAGGAGAAGUUGGGGAAGGAGACGACAGAGACGGCUGUGUAG
Molecule: messenger RNA, 1638 nt
Organism: Rhodotorula toruloides NP11
Lineage: Eukaryota; Fungi; Basidiomycota; Microbotryomycetes; Sporidiobolales; Sporidiobolaceae
Product: MFS polyamine transporter
Exons: 10
Coding region: 1-1638 (545 amino acids)
Biological process (GO): transmembrane transport
Molecular function (GO): transmembrane transporter activity
Source: RefSeq, a predicted model, not a curated record